Pogona vitticeps (central bearded dragon) is the source of this 3449-nucleotide messenger RNA. RefSeq names its product splA/ryanodine receptor domain and SOCS box containing 1 (gene SPSB1). NCBI's taxonomy places the organism in Eukaryota, Metazoa, Chordata, Lepidosauria, Squamata, Agamidae. The record is from RefSeq and is a predicted model, not a curated record. Gene Ontology annotation, molecular function: protein binding. Gene Ontology annotation, biological process: proteasome-mediated ubiquitin-dependent protein catabolic process; intracellular signal transduction. Gene Ontology annotation, cellular component: SCF ubiquitin ligase complex.
GGAAGAAGAGGAGGAGGAGGAAGAGGCGCUGCUCCCGGGUGGCUUCCCCCUUCCGCGGCCCUGGGAUGGGGACCGUCCGGCAGGAAGCAGCAGGAACAACCGCCCCCGCCGCCACCCCCAGGGCUCAAUCCGAAUUGCACCCCCAGAAAGUGGGGGCAGGUGCCUCGAUCCUAUAACUGCACCCCCAACCCCCGAAUAUUCUGAUUUUUCUGCUUGCCUUCCAAGGAGUUUGCCUCCCCACCACCACCACCACCGCCUUCCAGGCUUGCAUAAUCGGCGUCCUUCUCCGGAUCCAGCGGGGAAAAAGGACCCGAUUCUACCUCGGGAUGGUCUACUCCGGUUUCUACUCCGGAUUCUUAGGGAGGCAACCGUGACCAGCAUCCUCUCCGCAGGGUUUCAUAGCAACCCCUUCCUCCUCCUCUCAAAGCUUGAAUGAGAACCUCUGGCCGUCGGGGAGGGGGCCGUUGAAGCGUUUGCCCCGUGGGGAGAUUAUCCAUCGGGCGACGGGGGUCAGGAUGGGGCAAAAGGUGACGGGCGGCAUCAAGACGGUAGAUAUGAGGGAUCCGGCCUACAGGCCGUUGAAGCACGAACUCCAGGGGUUGGACUACUUCAAACCGGCCCGCUUGGACCUCCUCCUGGACAUGCCAGCGGUCUCCUACGAGACCCAGCUGAUGCACUCCUGGAACAAUGACGACCGCUCGCUCAACGUCUUCGUCAAAGAGGACGACCGGCUCAUCUUUCACCGGCAUCCGGUGGCCCAGAGCACGGACGCCAUCCGUGGAAAAGUCGGCUACACCCGCGGCUUGCACGUCUGGCAGAUCACGUGGGCCAUGAGGCAGAGGGGCACGCACGCCGUGGUGGGCGUGGCCACGGCCGAGGCCCCCUUGCACUCUGUGGGCUACACCACCCUGGUCGGUAACAACCACGAAUCGUGGGGGUGGGACCUCGGGCGCAACCGGCUGUACCACGAUGGCAAGAACCAGCCCAGUAAGACAUACCCGGCCUUCUUGGAGCCGGACGAAACGUUCAUCGUGCCGGACUCGUUCUUGGUGGUGUUGGACAUGGACGAUGGGACGUUGAGUUUCAUUGUGGACGGGCAGUACAUGGGAGUUGCUUUCCGUGGACUCAAAGGGAAGAAACUCUACCCGGUCGUGAGUGCUGUCUGGGGCCACUGUGAAAUUAAGAUGCGCUACUUGAACGGGCUUGACCCGGAACCUCUGCCUUUAAUGGACCUCUGCCGCCGAUCCGUGCGCCUGGCUCUGGGCAAAGCUCGGCUGAAUGAGAUUCCUGCCCUGCCACUGCCUGAAUCUCUCAAGAACUACCUUCUCUACCAAUGAUCUCUGCUUUGGGGAGGGACCCCACCCACCCUCCAAAAAACCUUCCCCCCCACACAGACACAAACUCUCAGAACCAACGCCGGCAUGAAUUUCCAGGCCAGGGCAUCUCUGGGUGACCAUUUGACCAUUUUCUAUGCAUACAUCCACCCCCUUCCCCCCCACCUGCCCUUUUCCGAAUGUGCCGGUUUUGCAUCCGAACAGCCCAACUGUUGAUCUGUUCCUUGUUGCUGCAUCGGAAGAAGAAACAGCCUUGGAAAGAAACCGGGUUUCUGCUCCACCGUGUUCAAUGCUCCACAGAUUGCUCUUGAGAUGAAAAACCCAGACCCUUUUGAGUCAUUUGCUAGACUCGAACCCCCCCUGGAAAAGGUCAUGGAAUCGCCCCUGGGUUUUGGACAUCGUAACCCAGCUUGCUGUUUUGUUUGCCGUAGAGAGAUGUUCAGAUGACGUAGAAAAGAAGGGCAUCGGGAAGGACAGGUGUCGGCGUACAGAAUUCCAGGGGUGAAAUAGCUCAGCAGAAUCCCAACGAUUCCCCAAAAAUAAAUGUCCCUCCUGUCACCCGGCAGGUCAGUGGGAAAGACCACAGACCCCAACAAGAUUACUCCAUAGGGACUAGCCUCUUGAAUAAUAAGCAGCCGUUACAGAUGUCAAAGGAGCAUCCAGAUUCUAUGAUGUCCUUUCGUGUGUAUUUUUGGUGUUUGUCCCACAUACCAUUUGCUCCAGCCUGGAGGUGUGAGGGACCUGUGAUGCUCUGGCACUCAGAAUCACUCGUUUGUUUGUUUUUUUCUGGUCAUUCACUUGAACUCGUAGCUUGGGAGUUGUGGGGGGAGGGGUUGGUCAAGUGUCAUGGGAGGAAUGGGACAGAAAGACCCAUUUUACUUGGAACAUGCUCGUCAGCUGUGUAAUUCAUUUUUAGGGAAUUUGACUCUUCUAGACUAACUCAGGCCCCCGUCCCAUACUUUGGCUUGAUCUCAAGAAGUUGGGAGAGUUUUUUCUUGUCCUUCACCCCCACGCUCUUCCUCAUUCUUCGGAUCAGAGUUUCCUGAGCCGAAGUUCUGUGUUAAGCAUCCUUUCCCCACCCGCACCCUUGAUCUCAGUGGUUCCUGACCUUCAGUCCCCGGAUCUUCGUGAACUACAACUCCCGGAAAUCCUGGCCAGCUCAGCUAGUGGAGAAGACUUCUGGGAGUUGUAGUCCAAGAACACCCGGGGGACCCAAAGUCAGGAACCACUCUGAUACAGUGGUAACAAAACUCAUUUUGUUCUCUCUUUGAGGGCUGGGGUCCUCUCAGUGGGGUGGAGGAUGGUUAACUUCAACAUGAACAUCAUAAAAUGUGUAGGACCAAGUGUGAGUUAAUCUGGAAGAGCAACUUCUCCUUUAUCCAAGCAACCCAAAAAGAAUUGGCUUCUAAGCUGCCAUCACAAAGGGGUUUGUUUUGCACAUAUUUCUUCUUUUUUAUAGGAAGAAAACGCACCUCGUGUCUUUCUCUUUUUCACCAGUUCUGUGUAGGAUGUGUGUUCUCUUUGUUUCUUCUUUUUUUAAAAAAAAAAUCUGUAAAGGUACAAACGCGUGGAUUUGUUAGAAAAUGUUAAUAUAUAUAUAUAUAUAUUCUGCAUUUUUGUAUGUAAAAGGACUGUGUUUGAGUUUGUUUUUAAGAAAUGCUGCUGUAGGAAAUUAUCUGUUUAUUUUUUAAAUGGCAAAAAUAGCCUCUUUUUUUAAAUUACACAACUGGUGCCAAUAUUGAGGGUUUUUUGGGCGGGGGGGGCGGGAGAAGAAUGUGAUUGUGCCUCUUUUUAAAAUCAAGAAUAAACUCUUAGAAGUGGGACACAUGAAAAGUGCACAGCAAAUUUUAAUGUGUUAAGAGCCAAAUGCUUUUUUUUAAAAAGUUGCCUUCGACCCUGCUUCUUUUCUCCGCCACUGACACUAGGAAAGGCCAUGACCCCCUCCUUUGUCUUGUUUCUGCGUCGCUGUCUGACACUCCACCGUCUCUUUCCACCACUUCUUUAAAACCCCUUGGUGUAUCUAGCUUGUACUGUUUUUUUAAACCUCCCAUUCAUUCUGUCCCUCCCUCCCCUUUGAUUGUAGAUAAUCAGUAACCAAAUUUUUUUAAAAAAUAA